CUGGUGUCGAGGUAGGAAGUUAAUGUAAACUCAAGCGCUCGUUUAGUCUGGCCGUAGCCCCGUGUCGUGUGUUAUUACACGUUGUGUCCUCGCCUGUAGCGUUGUAAAUCGGAAAGCGAGAGGAGGAGCAAGGCAAGUUCGCAAACAUAAAUAAUCACAAUGUUCAACCCUAAUAUGCCCAUAACGCCAUUUUCUGUGAAGAACCUAUUGGGAAUGGAGUAUAUGCCAGCGAGUUAUCCUAGCCAUGUUAAUGCCUGUAUACCAACGACCAUACAUACUUUCACAAAGAACGAAGAUACAAUAGUUAGCGGUGUUCACCCGCAUAGUAUUCCCGAGCACAAUUUCGGCAUGUACGGCGUCGACGCAGCGCAAGCAUCGUUCUUGACAGCAAGUCACGAUAGCGAAGGAUCAGGGAAAAGUUUGGACCCCGACCGUGAUCAGGGAUCAGGUAUGUAGAAUUAUACGUUUGUGCUACACUAGAAUCUUUGUAUAUAUAUAUAUGUGUAUAUCGUAUCGCUCGAGGGAACUCAUUAAGUUCAAAAUGGGGGAGGGCAAUUCACACCGAGAUUUGAAGAGCGGUCUCUAGAGGGUCUCUGAAUUGAGCCAACAUUCACUUGGAGUAAAAGUAGCUGCGACAAUGUAGUACUAUAAGACACUUAGCCUACCUCGUUGUGUCGAGAUCUUUCGCUUUCAAAAUUGGAGUGCAUUUCGUGACUGCUGAAAUCUCUCCCGAGUUAUUUUCGUUAUUUCCGCUGUGUUUCUGCUCACACGCUUUAGCUACUGAUAAAGAGUUAAUCUAACUCCCUGCUGGCAUAAUGCGUCGACUUGUGGAUCAUUUGUAAAAUUCGCUACACAUUGAACAUUCGAACAUUGAGUAGCGAUGAUCAUUAAAUUGAUCUUUUGUUCCGAAGUUUGUACAUCGACUUACACGCUUAGCCUUUGUAAACAAUCUAUACGGAUUCCAUAUUCUUUAUCUAGCCACGAAAUCAACACUGACACAUCACAACAGAAAACAAGCCAUUUCCCGCAUCGCUACCUUCGUAUCUUAAUUAGAAAUUUCCUAGGAUUCAUACAGGGCUUCGCUGGAGCCUUUUAGAUUGAAUAAAAACCAUAAACGAUGGUUUCGGGUUUGAACUUUAGACACAGUCUGGUGUGUGGAAUCGACUCCUUUAUGAAAAAAGUGUAGGAAUGUGUUAAUACCUAUCAUUUUGUUAGUUACCCAUGCGAUAAUGAUACAAAGAUAUAUGAUCUACAUAAUAAGUCAAAGAGACACAAAUUUUCCCACAAAAAUUGAGAAACAACGACGAUUUCGAAAUAUAUCAAUGCCAAAAAAAGUAAUCUGAGAACGACAUUGCAAAAUGGUUGGCAAAAUAUUUGAAAAUAUACAGGUAGUGUUUUAAAACAAGCUUCAAAUACGAACAACAAAGUUCUUCGCCCGAAUGCAACACAAAGGCAUAUUGGAUUCGAACCAUUUUCAACCUGGAUGCAAUGCACGUAAGCUUACUAAUUGCAAAUUGAAUUCUCGUAUAAACCGUCCUUGCCGUAUCUUUCCGUAAAUUGGACUCGGAGAUAAUCAUUUGUAAAACACAUUAAUGCUUCGUACAAACAGCAAAUUUGUUUAAAUGAAGUGGCCGGAUUUGUUGUAUAAUGUGUUUUAUCCGCGUCCAAACAUAAUCAAACUGCUUGUAACUAGAAAGUCGAUAAUUCGUGCGCUUCUCACAAUACUUAAAAUCAGUUUAAGGAAGAUGCUUUAAGCUAUACUUCAGAAAAUUUCCUUAAGGCAUUAAAAGCUUCGGUUUUGUUAGAAUGAGAAGACGAGCUGGUUUGUUUUUCUGGUGACAGUGUAAGCAAACGACAUUGAAGAUAUCCAUGCACGUUUAAUGUAUAUGUGUGUAUUCUUCUUGCGUCAUUGAUACGUAUUGUUGGGCUAAGGGUUUUAAGAAUGACUGUAUGUCGUUAUUUCAUACUCUAAAACUUGAGCUUAGUGCAUUAAAGUAUUUGGUUUUUUAAGUUCAUUGUUUUUACUUACUUAAAAGCUAGCUCGAAAAUACCAAUAAAGCACUUAAACAUGAUGCGUGUUUAGACAUACCUUUCUCUUUAACUCGUAUUAAAGACAAGGCAUUGCCUGCAUUUUUUAAUAACUUUAUAUCUCUAUAAUCCUUCACUUCAGAAUAGCAGGAAUUACAAAUAUAGUGGGCAUAGCUGAAGCUUAUAAAUACGGUAUAAGAUUUCUUGCAUUGAUGAGUUUACUCUCUGAAAAUAUGACUUAGUCUUAGAUUCUGUAGUCAUUCCUGAAUCUUCGAAAUUGUGCUAAUGUUUACAUCCUCUUCCUUAUAGUGACCCCAAGUUCCGAAACGAGCCAAGAUUCACCGAAUAAACCGCCAGUAAAUCCAGUUAGCGCAGUAAACACCCAACUCACAGCGAACGAUGUCGCUAACAAACCGAAGAGAAUACGCAGAAAGCCGCGGGUCUUGUUUUCACAAGGCCAAGUAUACGAACUUGAACGUCGUUUUAAACAACAAAGAUAUCUCUCGGCUCCGGAGCGCGAGCAUUUAGCCCAAGCGCUGAAGCUCACGCCGAAUCAAGUGAAGAUCUGGUUCCAAAAUAAAAGAUACAAAGUGAAGAAGCAAUCUUUGGAAAGCAAGAAUCGCGCGCUUGAUCCUUGGUUAGGAUUCAACGAACCGCGCAGAGUUGCUGUUCCUGUACUAGUGCGAGAUGGAGAAUCAUGUCUAGCCGCAAGACCUGACGCCGGCAGCUAUCCUUUUAAUGUACCUAACAUGGGAAAUAUGAACACUAUGAACAUGAAUAUGAACAUGAAUAUGAAUUUUCCAUACGGAUACGGCUAUCCCGCUUCACAGAACACCUCGGCUGGUCUGAGCUCAAGAUGGUAAGAGGCACUGUGUCUCAGUUUCGAAAUAGCGCUGUCCUUGCCUGUUCCAACAUGCAGAUCAAACCAUCGAACACUCGAUACGGGGACAAAGAAAUUGUUUGGCUCGAACUUCAUACUGUAUAUACAAUUGAAAUAAUUUGUACAUAAUAGAGUGUUCAUGAGACAGGAACACUGUUCAAAACAGUGAUAACUCUUUUAGACGAUCACAGUGAGCUUUGGCUGAGGACAAUAAACUUGGACGAUCGAAUCUGUAGAUAGGUAUAUACAAAUAUACAUACAUUUGGUAGUAAAUAUUUUAGAAGAGAAGUAACCGUAUUUGACAGGAAACUGAAUAUAUGAAUUAAAAUAAAUGCAAAGCAACAUCCUAAAUAAUAUUGAUUCGCUCUUAUGCA
Molecule: messenger RNA, 3282 nt
Organism: Paramuricea clavata
Lineage: Eukaryota; Metazoa; Cnidaria; Anthozoa; Malacalcyonacea; Plexauridae
Source: the annotation of a GenBank genome assembly